Tachyglossus aculeatus (Australian echidna) is the source of this 2133-nucleotide messenger RNA. It is a transcript of the gene EGLN1, whose product is annotated as egl-9 family hypoxia inducible factor 1. Gene Ontology annotation, biological process: peptidyl-proline hydroxylation to 4-hydroxy-L-proline; cellular response to hypoxia. Bases 326 to 1360 code for a protein of 344 amino acids. The transcript is spliced from 5 exons. Gene Ontology annotation, molecular function: ferrous iron binding; peptidyl-proline 4-dioxygenase activity; L-ascorbic acid binding. The record is from RefSeq and is a predicted model, not a curated record. Lineage: Eukaryota; Metazoa; Chordata; Mammalia; Monotremata; Tachyglossidae. Gene Ontology annotation, cellular component: nucleus; cytoplasm.
AGAAGAGGAGGAGGAGGAGGAAAAAAAGGAGGAAGAAGAGGGAGAGUUGUGUGUUUGUGUCAGGGCCGGGCGUGGUGUACGUGCCGAGCGCGCUGUGCGACCCGUCCUGCUCUCCUCAGCCCUCAGGCGGGCCGGGCCUCGGGGGCCUCCUGAGGCGAGCAGGCCCCGACGACAGCAGCAGCAGCACCUCCUCCUCCUCGUCCUCCUCCUCCUCCUCCUCCUCUUCCUCGCGGGGCGGCCAUGAGGCGGCGGCGGUGAGGAGGAGGAGGAGGAGGCGGUCGGGGCGAAGCGACGGGCGGGCCGCCGGGCCCUCGGCCGCCCCGCCAUGGCCCACGACAGCGGCGGGAGCGAGCGGGACCGGCAGUACUGCGAGCUGUGCGGGAAGAUGGAGAACCUGCUGCGGUGCGCCCGCUGCCGCAGCUCCUUCUACUGCAGCAAGGAGCACCAGCGGCAGGACUGGAAGAAACACAAGCUCAUCUGCGGGCACGGGGGGCCCGCCGAGCAACCACCACCGACGGCACCACCACCGGCACCAGCACCACCACCACCACCACCGGCGGCUGCCGCCGCCGCCUCCUCCGGGCCCGACGAGCCGGUGUACCCCCCGGGCGGCCCGCGGCCCAACGGGCAGACCAAGCCCCUGCCCGCCCUGAAGCUGGCCCUGGAGUACAUCGUGCCCUGCAUGAACAAGCACGGCAUCUGCGUGGUGGACGACUUCCUGGGCCGGGAGACCGGCCAGCGGAUCGGCGACGAGGUCCGCGCCCUCCGCGACACCGGCAGGUUCACCGACGGCCAGCUGGUCAGCCAGAAGAGCGACUCGUCCAAGGACAUCCGCGGAGACAAGAUCACCUGGAUCGAGGGCAAGGAGCCCGGCUGCCGCGCCAUCGGACGCCUCAUGAGCAGCAUGGACGACCUCAUCCGACACUGCAACGGGAAGCUGGGCAACUACAAGAUCAACGGACGCACAAAAGCUAUGGUGGCUUGUUACCCAGGCAACGGGACAGGUUACGUGCGUCACGUUGAUAAUCCAAACGGAGAUGGAAGAUGCGUCACGUGUAUAUAUUACCUUAAUAAAGAUUGGGACGCCAAGGUGAGUGGAGGUAUUCUGCGAAUUUUCCCAGAAGGCAAAGCCCAGUUUGCCGACAUUGAACCCAAGUUCGAUCGACUGCUGUUUUUCUGGUCAGAUCGUCGCAACCCUCACGAAGUGCAACCUGCAUUUGCUACAAGGUACGCAAUCACAGUGUGGUAUUUUGAUGCAGAUGAACGAGCGCGAGCUAAAGUAAAAUAUCUAACAGGUGAAAAAGGUGUGAGGGUGGAACUGAAUAAACCUUCUGAUUCCGUGGGGAAGGACGUUUUAUAAAGGCCCCUGCUCCAGCCACGCUCUCACGACACCCACCGUCUAAACGGGGCAGACACUCUGUUGACGCGUGACUGGCGGCGGGGCCGAGGAAACCGGGCGACCGUCGGGCAGCCUUCAGAGGAAGGAAGGAAGGACGAGAGAGAGCGGUGUCUCGGUGCGGCGCCGGACCGGAACCCGUCACCGCUCCGGCCCCCCGAAAACCGAGCGUCUGGGAGGUAUCGGAGCAGGCGGCCGCUGAGGCCGCCCGGCAUGCCCACGGGUCGCGCGGCCCGGGCAGGAGCGGCCAGGAGUCCCGCUCACCCGCUCUUCCACAGUCGGCCGGGAGGCCCCCCUGCUGUCUCUCUACAGCCCACCCUCUCCUCUCUCCCCUUUUUCUAGUCAGGUCUGAAUCGGGGGGGUGGGGGGAAAGGGUGAUUUUUUUUUUUUUUUUGGAAAUAUGACCAGGUACCGUCUCUCUGAGCGAAUUGAGUAAAAACCGCAGUAUUAUUCCCCCAAAUAGCAUCAAUCUAUUUUUGUAAACCUGUUCGUACCGUCCUCCUCGGCCCUGAAAAGAUCUAAUCGAGCCGGCUAGCUGCCAGUAACCGAAGAUCACUUUAAUAUCCUUCCAUCUUCAAGUCGGAGCAGGAGCACUUUAAUUGCCAGCUGGAAUCGGGUCGUCUCGUGGUCAUAGCUUACACUAAUUGGAACUCUGAAACGAUCGCUGCUGCUGUUUUGUUUCUUGAUCCUGUCCUUAAUGAAACUCUUAACCGGAAAGAAAGAUCGCUAGCACUCUC